This is a messenger RNA of Aureobasidium melanogenum CBS 110374, 1116 nucleotides long. RefSeq lists its product as uncharacterized. NCBI's taxonomy places the organism in Eukaryota, Fungi, Ascomycota, Dothideomycetes, Dothideales, Saccotheciaceae. Bases 1 to 1116 code for a protein of 371 amino acids. The record is from RefSeq and is a predicted model, not a curated record. The transcript has 3 exons.
AUGACGGAUCUCUGUAGGACGUGUGCAUUGCGCACUCAGCGUUCGGCUGUCUCUGCUCUUCGUCGCAACACCCAGACUCGCUCAUUCACUGCCUCGUCUUCUGCUCAAAGGAAUACUGCCACCCUACCUGUUUUUGCCGAAACCUCGUCGCCCGAACUCGAUGAUGUCCUCCUCCAACUCCGUACCAAACACUUCAUUCCCGCCUACCUGAACAAGCGCCAGCGCCAUCUCAUCUUCGGAGACAAGUUCAAGCAAGAACUGGAAAACAACCCUGCCUACGCAACUCUCGGCGACGAAGAGAUCCCUCUCCUUCACAUCGACCGCAGAAAGGAUAUCCCCGCUCGCAAGCCUUUGGUCCUUCAAGCACUGCGCCUGAUCGAGGAGAACGAUGAAUGGCGUCAAUUGCCCUCUCUCCUUGAGGGUCUGCACAAAGCCCGCCCACACCCGGAUCUGGCCCUCCAAGAGAAGAUUUUGAGAAAAUUGCAAUUGGCCGAUCAAUUCCCUGUUAUCCUACGCUCGCUGCGACGAUCGCAUGCCACUGGCCUCACUCUCAAGAACGACGCCGUGCUAAAUCAGGUCCUCAAUGCAUUGCGCGAAACCGCUUCGCUAGAAAAUUGGGAGCAGACUCGGUUGGAAAAGGCAUUGAAGCAGGCAGAUGAGUUGGCUGAAUUGCUCGAGUCGGCAGACCACGGUACAGGAAGAAAACUGUCACCAGACGACCCUAGGACACGUCCUGCUGUGAUUGGUCUGUUCUUGGAGUUGCAUGCCGUCUACGCACAACAAUACCAAGGUGGUCAGGACGUGAGUGGCAAGGUCAAGGCCUACGCCACCAGAUUUAUGGCUACUUUCAACGAGGCAAACCAACCCGCAGAGACAGAUCUCCCAGCAGUCGGUUCGCCGAUCGAGUUCCUCUCAAAGAUGUCCAUUUACCACGGUCUCAGCCUUGCAUACAAGAUUUUGGGCUCUAACAUGCCUGAUGCUGCUCGCGCAAACCAGAUUGUGCAGCAAUAUGAGCAGAGAUUGAGCACGCUGGCCGCUGCUUUGUCAGCGAGAAACCCUGAGCCUAACAGCUUUGCAGCCUCCGCUCUCAAGGCAUGGGAUGCCUGUGUAAGGUAG